AAAUAAAAAGCAACAAUAACUGUGAGAUUGACAAUAAACUUAUUUAAACGACUAAUCAAUUUUGAGUUUUAUUGAUAAACCAAUGGAUCAGACACUGGAUUUGAGUUAUCUGUCACCAGACGAGUACCGGAAGAUACAGGAAGUGAUGAAAAGAGAUCAGGAGCUCAAACGCCAGGAGGACAGUCGUAUAUUUAGGUUAAAGGCAGACCUACAACGGUUGAGAAAGCGUGGUAUCAUUAGACAGGGGGCUGUCGACCAGUUGCGUACCUGUGCCCGGUGUCUAACCGAGUUGGGCCGGUUUGUCAAUCGGGGUGCACAGUGUCCCCAUUGUAGUAAAACUGUUUGCAAACUGUGCCGACACUAUGAUUUAGGAGCUGCUGAACACAGUAACACCAGCACCGGUAGCCAAAACACAUGGCUAUGCAUUGUAUGUCAUAAGCAAUCCCAAUUGAAGGCAAUCACUGGCGACUGGAUGAAAGAGUACAGUCGUAUUGCUGAUAACAGAGCCAGUCUUAGGGGAACGUCGUCUACAUCGAGUCCAAUACAACAGCAACGACAACAACAGUUAUACCAAUACCAACAACAACAACAACAUACCGGUGCCGGUAAUAAUCCAAUCAAUACUAUAACCAAUACUACUACUGGUAGUAGUAGUAGUGGCCAACCAUCGGUAUCAUCGCAUCCGACAAUUUCAAGGACGGCCAGCAGUAGUGUUACCGAUGAUAUUAGUAAAGCCAUAAAAAAUACGUUCAGACAAACAUUUCUACCGCAUCACUAUCAUAACCAAUCAUCGCUACCACAUCAGCACCAAUCGGAGCCGACAACAACAACAACUGUCCUCAAUAACAACAAUCAGUCGAAACCGUUUGGCCACUCACUGGACGAUCAUAAUCAGCACCACUACUACCACAACAACAACAACAACGAAACUAUCGGCGCUGCCGACAACCACCCGCAGCCGCCGCGGACCAGUCCAGUGCCGUCUAUAUCGUUGAUAUCUAACGUAAAAUCGUUGGCCAAAGGUUUUAUACCGUCACGGCUGCCGCCAGUAAUCACAGCCGCAACGGAUCCGUUUGUAUCAUCGUCGUCGUCGACACCGCCGCCGCGGUCACCGAAAUCACCGAAAUCGCCGCUAUCGGCCGGUUCGCAUCGUAGCAGUACGGACAGCAAAGACGACGGAUCGUUGGCCACUAAUUCACCGCAACAGCAAACAUCGCCAAAACUGCCGCCCAGUCCCGUACUGAAAGCAUUGUCCCAACAGUCGCCCGACUAUGUUAUUACCAGCGAUGGUACUGUACGGACAACAACAAUCCCGGGCAGUAGUAGUAGUCAUACACCGCCGCCGCUACUGACGCGUACCGAUUCGCCCAAACAGACUGUCCAAUUCAAAAAGGUAUCCAAUCGUAUGCUAGAGUCUAGCAGUUCAGAGGACGAGGAGGACGAAUACGUGGACAACAAUCUAAACAACAACAACGAAGACCUACUCGAGCCACCCCUGAGUCCAUUGUUACGAUGCGAUUCAGCCCAACGUAGCUCCGGUAGUACACCGAGUCCGAGGACACCCAACAGUUGCCGUAUAUUGUCGUCAAUACAUUCAAAUCAGGCGACAGCUUUCAAAUUUCCGCCAUCAGGCGGUUCGCCGGUUCAUUCGCGGCCGCCAUCCUAUGAACGACACUCUGAACGCCAGUCGUCGGACGAGUUUUCGACAACAAUGAGCUCAAUGAGGUCGCGGUCGACAUCGUCCGACUUGUGCGACAACGAUAGCAGCUGUUGUACGACAAGCGAUCCCCGACUAACACCGCAGCCGAUAUCCCGAAGCCGUCGGGUUAGUCCGUUGCGCAAACAACGGGCCAUCAUUGCCGAAGAGAUUAGCGGUGGUAGCGGCGGCGGUGUCGGCGUCGGCGGUUGUGGUGGUCGUGAUUCGCAGCGAUCAUCGCUUGAGGCCGAGUACGGGUCGUGUCCGUCGUCGGCAACGUUUAGCAGUGCUCCGGACAGUGGUGUAGCCGACUGUAACUAUGCGUCGCCGCCGAAAAACUUUUUCCAAGCCUACGGCAGUACCGGGUCGUCGAUCAGGCGGUCGUCUAGCGGCGGACACGACGAUAUUGGCGGCGGCGGUGGCUCCGAUAUGGGCGGCCAAUGCCCGCUACCAGAGUCUGGCCAAUUGGGCCGCGACGCUAGUCUAAGCGAAUCGGAAGCGGUCAUCGAAUCGGCCACUGGCUGUGUGUUUCGUAAGGUUACUGUCCGCAAGCGUAAUACAGAUUCACCGCAACGCGGCGGUGGCCGCAGCAGCGUAUCUACCGGUGCUGGCAGUGGUGGUGGACAACCCCAACAACAGCAACAACAUGUAUCUAGACGUCAAUCAUAUGAUAAGACAACAACAACAAGUGGUGGUAUGUCGUCAUCAUCAGCACCACUACCAUCACAACCAGCAACAGGCUAUGCCUCCAUAACCCAAUUAAUAGGAGUUCCCAAACAACAACAACCACAACUGGGAAAUGAGGAUCAGCUCCUCGUGAAUAGCAAUUGCCAAUCAUCGACAGCAGCAACAGUCAGACAGCAAUCCCAACCACCCAAACCCCAACCAAUAGCCCAAAUACAUACAUAUGGACAGCACCUGCAGCUAAAACACCAACAGGACAACAACCAUCAGUUUGAUAGUCAUACCGAUGGUGUUUUAGUAGAGAUCAAUGACUACUACGACUACUAUCGCUUGAAUGGUAGGUCUGAUCCGUCAAUCAGUUAUACAACAACAUACGGGUGCUGUCACAGUGAUGAUGAUGAUGAUGGUGUCAGUGUUCAGCGCACAUGUAGUUGUAAUAAUAAUGAGGCCAUCAAUUGUUUAAGUUGUUUAAGUCAUAGUCAUGAACAUCAUCGACAUCAUUAUAAUAACCCGUGCUAUCGAUGCGGCCAAACAUAUCCAGUGCCUAAUCAGUUAUCAUCAGUGCCAACACCGACUACUGGAGCUCCAGUAGUAGUCGAUGAGAGCACUUGUAGUAGUAUUAGUCGCUCUUAUUAUUAUUUAUACGGAUCACUGACCCGUUGCGAUGCCUGCGACGGCUGCGAGCGAGACAUGGCCUGCGAACGUGUAGCUGUUAAUAGUAGUCCUCCUAAUAAGCAAACUGUGCCGCCUGUUAGGCACCUCCGCCAACAACAACAACAUUACUACUGCCCCCACCACCACCACCAGCAGCAGCACCUCCACCAACAACACCAACAACACCAGUGCCAGUGCACUGUCGACAACAACCACAGUCCCAACAGAACUAGUAGCUCAACAGGUCGUUGCUGUGAUAGUAGUAGUAGUAGUAGUAGUAGUACUCAGUCUAUGAAUACGAGGCCAACAACAACAACUACUUGUACUACUAGUGCUGAACAACAACACACCUGUUGUUUGUGUUGUAAUAGUUAUAGUCGUUGUAGUAGUCGACGACAUACCUUUCCCUUAGCUAAACAACCUAACAUAACAGCUAUAUUGCAUAACCAAUGCAAUCAAUGUAACUAUUGUUUAGCUAUAAUAGUAAACAACAAUCUGAUUGAAACUAUUGAAAAGUUUUGCGUCAAACUAAUAGAUAAAUCAUUGAACAGUGCCUAUAGUGAACUAAAAAGAUUGACUACAUUGAGGAUAGACACUAAACACGUGGACAGUUAUGUAGAUAUAUUGCUGGUACCUGAUGAUGAUGAUGAUGAGGCUAUAGAGCCGAUAAUAACUACUACCUGUGCCGACAACUUAACAUAUGUUGAGGACCGCAACAACUAUAGUGAUAACGAUAGUGACUAUUAUACUAAUGAUAGGAAAGUUGUCUUAAUAAAUACUACUACCAGUUCCGAGUUGUGUAAUAAUAUAAAUAAUACAACUAAUUAUUUUAAUAUUAAUGAGUGCCAUAACUUGAGGCCAAUACCAACAACAACUACCAGUGCUCUGAAUACCAAUCAGUUGUUACUGUUGUCUGAGGAUUCAGAGUCGUCGUUGUCGUCCAUAGCCAUAGCCAUAGCCAACAACAACAUCAGUGAAACGGAAAGUGAUUUACGCAAACAUACCGGUGCUCAUCAUAACGACAACGACGACUAUAGUGAGACAGAGGAGGACGAGGAGGUGGAGGAGGAGGAGGAGGAAGAACAGCCAAAAACCAUAUCGGGUUUAGAAAAAUAUUUUACACAAUCAUUAGAGGAACGGGAGAUCAUUAAGGUUGGUGUCGGCGAUAGACAGUUACGCAGGUCUAUCACCACCUCCACCACCAACGCCUGUCCCCAGUAUGCCAACAGUAUGUCGCCGUUUGCCGACGGAAAAGAUGAGGACAACAACAACGAAGGCCACCAUUGGGUGGACGACGACACUGUUGUCGAGCUCGGCGUCGAUGACCAACACUACGACUCGCGUAUCGACGACACUGAUUGUGUGUCCGAUGUCGAGGACAGGGAGAUGAUUGAACACAGCACUACCGCCAACAACAACAAUAUGUUUGAUGCCGGGUCUGAAUCGUCGUCGUCCUCCUCCUCGGAAUCGGAGGACACGUCGACGGCGGAUACAACUGUUAAAUAUACUCAACAACAACAACAGCAGAGGACAGUCGUAAUGAAUGCACAGUACGCCCAAUACGGCAAUCCGUUGGCCUAUUCGUUGCAUACAAUAGCCGAGGAAAGCUGUGAGGACAGUAGCUGUAGCCGAAACAGUACCCGUCCGACAUCGCCAUCGUCGCACAGUGAGGUCAGCGUCGAUAGUGAUCAUCAUCGUAAAUGUGACGCACCGUAUGCUGUAGUAGUUUCGCGGGCGUCGGCAGCAGCGGCGGCGGCGGCGGCCGAGUCUAACAGCGAUGACGACGGCGACCAACAACAACAACAAGACCAUCACAAACGACAGUCGUGGUCGACGGCCGUCAGCGACGAUACGGAUAGUAUGGACAGUAUGGAUGAACAGUCGUCGCAGGCGACGGCCACCGAUAGGCCAAUGCUUGGCGACUACGAUACUGAUGCCGAAACCGGUGGCGACGGUCACCAUCAGUCUGAUAGGUAUCAGGCGAGCAGUCGUCUGGAAAAAUAUUUUAUGACCGGACUGUUAGGAUCGGGUGCUUUCAACUAUCCCGACGACUGCGAGUUUGCCGACGAAAGCGAUUGUCAAUCGGUUGCGUCGGAAGUACCCGCACAUCACUAUAUGGAACCGAUGCUUGUGUCCGAGGCCGAGGGCAGUCCGCUAACCUCACUGGAGUACGGCGUCAACAACGGCUACGGUAGCGGACCGGCUGUUAUGGAUAGCGAAACCGAUAGUGACCGCCAAUCGCCGCAUCAGUUUGAUAUCGACAGCAAUGUUCGGCAAAUUGAACGACAGAUUAUCGACAGCGGCGGCGGCAAAGAUAAUAGUGUUGUUGGUGUUAUUAGUGGCCAACCAUUUACUAGUGGUGGUAGUGGUGGUGGUGGCCAACAGUGCGACGCCGAAGUGCAAACAUUUAUGUCUAGACUGUUGUCCCAUAUGUCGACAUUUGAUAACCGAUUACUACUUAACGGCGGCGCUGCUGACAACAACAGCGGCGCACCUGUAGAUAGACAGCAACAACAACAACAUAGUCAUCAAUAUCUUCAUAAUCAUCCACAACAACAACAACAACAACAUCAUCAGUCAUCACCAUAUGUACAGACAGCUCAACAACCACAACAACAACCACCACACGAGACAUCGUCAUCAUCACUGCCAUCGUUAAGAUCGCUAGAGUCACAGAUAGCCAGACUAAUGGAAGCGGUAUCGCCGGUACCGACGGUAGUACCGACAGUGACCACCACCACCAAUGCUAACCAUAUAUCAAGCAACAGUCCCAGCAAUAGCAGCAGUACUAUCGGCAGCAAUAAUAGCGACUACGGGUCGGACACAUUGGAAAGCGAUGACGACACCAACGGUAGUGCGGCGCUAGUAGUGGACAAAGCUAACCACUACACCACUAGCCGUCGGUCGCCAAACAACAACAACAACAACAAUAGGCGCCGAUCGUCCAGAAAUAAAUUGGACGGUACGGCCAGCAGCGGCGGCAGCAGCAGCAGUGGUGGCAGCAAUGUAUCCGAAGAUACUGUCUAUAUAUGCAAACAGUUGAUGCAGUCGUUGAAAAAGUUGACCGAAAUUGCUUUUACCGAUGAACAGGCGGCUGAUGAUGACGGUAGUGGUCAGCAUCACUUGCCGCCGAACCAACAGUUCAACAAUAACAACAACAACAGUGACGGCCAGACUGUUAGGCCAGAUAUGACCAAAGCCCGGGCCUAUAUUCGCGACCAGAUUGUCGCUCUUAUGCAUACUGUAAAGUCGUCGUCGUCGACGCCGCCGCUGUCCACGAGUAGUCCCGUACUUCGGGAAAACAUCAAUAGUAAACAACAACAACAACGUCAGACACCGUUCAAUCACAAUCGUCUUAUCGAUACUACCGGUGCCGGCGCUACAACUGUUAGCAGCGGCGGCGGCUGCGGCGGUGAUAGUAGCGGUGAUGGUAGUCCCAGAAUUUCGGGUUUAUCGGCCGGUAGCGGUGGUGGGACUGGUUCGGCCCGUGCAUCGGGCAAACGAAUUAGAGGCCAGAAAAUUAAAGGCCCGCCUUCCGAAUCGGGUUCGGAAACUACAUGUUCGGCCAGUGUGUCGAUACCCAGCUAUGACGACUCCGACGAUCACACGCCAACCGAAUCGGAGAUAUCGCACGAAAUGGACGAACUGUUUGCUAUGAUCGAUGGCCAGCCAAACAACAACAACAGCAAAGAUACGACAACUUUUCUGAAUGAAACCAAUUUAAUUAGCGCCGCCGCGGCCGCAGCUGCCACUGGCCGGCCAACGUCGUCAUCGGAUGACGGCGAUCGGGCAUCGCUGAACAGCUGGGAGGCCCGUAUCUCGUUGUUCGGUAAACUACAGGCCAACAGUGACGACAGUGAGUCUAAUAAUAAUAAUAAUAAACAGCAACCGCUAAACAUUGUCGCCGCCGCCACCACCGCCGACUCGGGCGACGAUAGUCCGCGAGCACCAGUUAGACAACAGCGUCGGACACCGUCACCGCUGACAUCUAACAGUAUGUCCGCACAGGAGGUCACUGUUAACGGCCGCGAAGUUCUCCGUAAUAACAAUACAGUGCCUACUAGUGGCCACAAAACAGUGGUCAAAAUUGACGAUACGAUGGCCGGCAGCGGCGGCCUUACAAAUAGUAGGACAGAGUCACUGUCGCCGCCGCCGAUGUUUGAUUCGCUGAAAGACCGUAGCUUUUCCAGCGACAGUGUCUCAAGUAUUCAGACGGUCAGAGCCCGUACGGCCGGCUAUAACAACACCAUAGUCAGCAGUGCCGGUGCCUCUCAAUCGGAAAUUAGUUCACAAUCGGACGGCACUCAGUCUAGUAGUCGACUGGCCAUCGAUGAGGCUGACGAUCAACAACACCAGCAGCAGCUGUCGAUAGUACUGAACAAGUCGUUCAAUAAUCAGACAAAAGAAAAGGCGUCGUCAGAGGACAACCUAUUGUUGGCCAACAACAACAAUACUACGGCACCGACAGCUAAAGCCCGGACAACAGGUGGUAGUGGUGGUCAUAUGUCGACCAAAAGUGCCGGUAAUUUGGCCGAAUUGGAUACCAAUACUAGCAAUAAUAAUAAUAAUAAUAGGCAUGGAUUUCGUGAUACCGGAUACUAUAGUUUUCUGUCAUCCGAGGAGAGUAUCAAAUCGCUGGAUGAGUCACUACAAUACCAGACAACACCCAACACCACUACCAGCACCACGACUACAUCCAUGCGCUCAAUGUCUAUGUCGAUGACACUGCCCCACAGUCUCAGAUCGCAUCGAUCGGAAACCAUUGUCGAAGAACUAGACGAAGAAUUAGCAGCCGCUAGUGAUCAACAACUGUCCGAUCAUUAUCAUCAUCAACAACAACACCAACACCAACAACAGCAACAACAACACUACCAUUAUCUUCAUCAUCAGCAACAACUGCCACAUCAAUACCAUUAUCAUCAGCAGUACAUGUAUAAUACUAUUGCCUCAUCGAGAUUAAUGGCCGCGGCCACCAAUAAUACUAACGGUGCUCAUCAUCAUCUUCAGCAUCAUCAUAAGCGACUGUUUACACCGGCAUCGGGUACGGCGGCGGCCACUAAGUGUCUGUCCUAUUCGUCGCCUAACCUGUCGCCAGAAGAUAGCAACAGCGGUGCCCGUAAUAGCCAAACAUUGCCGGCCAACCCGCGCGGUCAUCGGCAGCACAACCGUAAUGGUGUCCAGGAAAACACAACAACAACACCCGGUGCUCGAUCUGGUCAACAACAACAACAUCACCCGUUGCCGUCAAUGCUAGCCCAUAGAGCCCGGAGCUCCUUCUUUAGUACAUCGGGUGUACUGCGAAAGCUAACGGCGCUUCGUGGAGACGACAACGUAUAUCGGGCUUCUCCGAGACGACUAAAGGACAGGCAUCGUCACGGGUUGGCCGGUAAGGAUGGCAAAGUGCCACAGAUAUCGGUGUCGGACUACUCAGAGAGCUUCUCCAAUCGUGGAUCACUGGCCAGCAGUGGCGGCAAUAGUGGCGAACGCCAGGAGUCGGCCGACGGCGGCGACACUGAACACGUGUUUGCCUAUCAUUCCCGAAGUCAGACAUCGUUGUCAUCGUUUGGGGCUCGUAGCGAAAGUUUAUCAAGCGUUUACAGUGCCGCCGGCGGCGGCCGUUUCGGUACAGUUGCCAACAUUACCGGCGAAGUCCUGUUUUCCAUUAGCUAUAACUAUAAGGCCGGCGCUAUGGAAGUCUAUAUACGCGAGUGCCGUAAUCUGGCGCCGGUAGACACCAAACGUCAACGAUCUGAUCCAUACGUAAAGGUAUACCUAUUACCCGAUCGGACAAAAUCGGGUAAACGUAAGACCAAAGUGAAAAAACAUACACUGAAUCCAGUGUUUGAAGAGGUUAUGAAAUUUUAUAUGACUAUCGGUGAGGUUGAGACCCGUGACCUAUGGAUAAGUGUAUGGCAUUCAGACAUUUUCGGUCGUAACGACUUUCUCGGCGAAGUAACGUUGCCGUUGGGUCACGAAGUUUUCGAGACGCCCGGCCUCAAGUGGUAUCCACUUCAGGAAAGGGUAGGUCCACGGAUCCAACCACUAGUGCUUGAAGUAUGCGACAACCAGUCGACCUAUAGGGGCGACAUAUUUUUGGCACUCAAAUACGUACCGAAAGAUACAUUGGUUAGACGGCCACCACCACCACCACCAUCACAGCCGCAGCCGCCAUCGUCACCGCAGCCACCAGUUCAACAUAGCAGCGGCUCUACAACCGGCACCGGUAGUCAAACAUCGUCGCCCACAAUGUCGUCAUCGCAUACAACGAAAAGCAAUGGCGAACUACAUGUGCUCGUUAAGGAGGCGCACAAUUUGUUGGGUACCCGAUCUAAUGGUACAUCAGAUCCAUUUUGCAAAUGCUAUCUAUUACCGGAUAAAAGCAAAGCUAGCAAACAGAAAACACCGGUUAUGAAAAAAACAUGUUCACCCAAAUGGAAUCAUACGUUUAUUUUCGAUGAUCUAUCGGAACUGGAUCUUAGCCAACGGUGCCUGGAGUUGACUAUCUGGGACUACGACAAGAUUACUAGCAACGACUUUCUGGGAGGUGUACGUCUAGGACUAGGACAGGGUAAAUGUGAGGGACAUCCAUGCGAUUGGAUGGACUCUAUCGGCGAUGAGGUAGCCCUAUGGCAGCAGAUGCUAUCCAGGCCUAACAUGUGGGUCUACGGGGAACUGCAUCUAAGGCCCAGUAUGCAGCCUAGACUACGUUGCCAACAAUAAUAAUUAAUUAAUUAAUUACAAUAUUGUUAAUAAUUAUAUUAAUAU
Molecule: messenger RNA, 9799 nt
Organism: Oppia nitens
Lineage: Eukaryota; Metazoa; Arthropoda; Arachnida; Sarcoptiformes; Oppiidae
Exons: 13
Coding region: 83-9754 (3223 amino acids)
Biological process (GO): intracellular protein transport; exocytosis
Cellular component (GO): plasma membrane; exocytic vesicle
Molecular function (GO): small GTPase binding; neurexin family protein binding
Source: RefSeq, a predicted model, not a curated record